UAAUAAUAAAAAGUGGUUAACACGAGCGCGCGCGGCACUGAACCGAACACUUGCUCCAUUUUCUAACAACAGCAGCAUCCAUAACCAUUUACUGGUAUGUUUCACUCAAUUUUGAAUCUUUCUGCUUUCGUCUGAGUUUCUAGUCUUUCACACAUUUUUCAUUGGUUGAAUAAUGUUCGUCAAGCUUCAACUAGACCCCGGUUGCCUAUCCUUGUUGGGUUCCACGAAGAUUGUACCCAAUAUAGGAAUCUCAGUUUCUCCUCUAGAAAAACUUGAGGCUAUUAGCAAGGAUAGGAAGCAAAGGGUCAUUAAAACUCCCGAUGCAGAAGGAUUUAAGAAGAAGUUUAGUGAAUUCCCCAGACCCUCUCGUGAUACAGCUAGUAGUGGCCGUCGAGAGUUUAAAAAACAGAGUUUGGUGGAAAACCCAGGUACAGAAAGGAGAGAAAACUGUUGGGAUAGUGGUGGAGUUUUGAAGGAGAACGAGGGUAAUGGUAAAUUUAGGAGGAGUAGUACUAGACAAGAUGUGGUAGUAAAGAAAGUGCAUACCAAGUGUUCGACGAAAUGGGGGUCUUAUGGGGGUUGUAUUCCGGCAAUCCUGCAAGCUUUAGUUGAAGUUAAGGAUUUGGAUAAGGCUUUACAGCCUUGGGAGGGGAAUCUUAACAAUAAAGAAAGGAGCAUAAUUUUGAAAGAGCAGGUGAGCUGGGAAAGGGCUUUGGAAAUCUUUGAUUGGUUCAAGAGUAAGGGUUGUUAUGAAUUGAAUGUAAUUCACUACAAUAUUAUGCUCAGAAAACUUGGGAAAGCUAGGAAGUGGAGCUAUAUUGAGGGUCUUUGGGAUGAAAUGAAAGCCAAAGGAAUUGCACCAAUAAAUUCAACUUAUGGGACUUUAAUCGAUGUUUAUAGCAAAGGCGGGCUUAAAGAAAAGGCACUUCUUUGGCUGGCGAGAAUGAACAAGCAAGGAAUGGUACCUGAUGAAGUAACUAUGGGAAUUGUUGUUCAACUGUAUAAGAAAGCAGGGGAGUUUCAAAAGGCUGAGGGUUUUUUCAAGAAAUGGUCAUUAAGUGAACAGCUGAGGCAAAAGAGUAAAACUGUGAAUGGUUCCACUAAAAUGGAGACUGGUUUGCAUUCUCAUGUUUGUUUGAGUUCACAUACGUACAACACUUUGAUUGACACAUACGGGAAAGCUGGACAGCUUAAGGAAGCAUCUAAAGUUUUUGCAGAGAUGCUUACCGAAGGGAUAGCUCCGACCACUGUUACUUUCAACACUAUGAUUCACAUUUGUGGCAACCAUGGCCAGAUAGAAGAAGUGACUUCUUUGAUUCAGAAGAUGGAGGAACUUAGGUGUCCACCAGACACAAGAACCUAUAACAUUCUAAUCUCCUCCCAUGUGAAGAGAGAUGAUAUAAACAUGGCAACGAAGUACUUCAAGAAGAUGAAGGAGGCCUACCUAGAGCCAGACCCUGUGACUUAUCGUACACUAUUGUAUGCAUACUCUAUAAGGCAUAUGGUAUCUGAAGCUGAAGACCUUGUAUCAGAGAUGGAUCAUAGGGGCCUUGAGAUUGAUGAAUUUACCCAGUCAGCUUUGACUAGGAUGUUUAUAGAAUCUGAGAACCUUGAGAAAUCAUGGUUAUGGUUCAAAAGGUUCCAUCUUACUGGCAGAAUGAGUUCUGAGUGUUAUUCUGCCAACAUCGAUGCAUAUGGAGAGCAUGGCCUUGUUUCCGAGGCUGAAAAUGUUUUUUAUUCUUGCCAGGAAGCGAAGAAACUAACCGUCCGUGACUUCAAUGUGAUGAUUAAGGCUUAUGGUGUAGGAAAAUGUUAUCAGAAGGCAUGUCUUUUGUUUGAUAGUAUGGAGAAUCAUGAUGUUGUUCCAGACAAAUGUACUUACAGUUCACUCAUUCAAAUUUUGGCUGGUGCUGGUAUGCCGCAUGAAGCAAACUCCUAUCUGAUGAAGAUGCAAAAUUCUGGAUUGGUAAGUGAUUGCCCCCUGUAUUGUGCUGUGAUAUCAAGCUUUAUAAAAUUAGGUAAACUGAAAAUGGCAGAGGAACUAUAUAAGGAGAUGGUUAGAUAUGGUGUGAAGCCUGAUGUCUUAGUCUUUGGAAUAUUGAUGAAUGCUUUUGCUGAUGCUGGCUGUGUAAAAGAAGCUCUUGGUUAUGUUGAUGAAAUGAAAAAAUCUGGUUUACCUCUGAACACAGUUAUAUACAAUUCCUUGAUCAAGCUCUAUACAAAAGUUGGCUUUUUGAAAGAAGCACAGGAUACAUAUGAACUUCUGUCAUCAGAAGAGGAGGGUCCUGCUACCUAUUCUUCAAAUUGUAUGAUUGACCUUUAUACCUCACAAUCUAUGGUUGAACCAGCAGAAGAAAUCUUCGAGAGAUUGAAGAGAAAAGGGGCUGCAAAUGAGUUCACAUUUGCAAUGAUGCUGUGCUUGUACAAGAAACUUGGAAGGUUUGAUGAAGCCUUUGUUAUUGCAAAGCAAAUGAAAGAACUAGGAAUUUUAACCGAAUUAUUGAGCUAUAAUCAUGUUCUAGGAUUGUAUGCUGUUUGUGGUAGAUAUAAGGAGGUGCUAGCAACCUUCACAGAAAUGAUGAAAGCUUCUGUUCAACCUGAUGAUUCUACAUUUGAAUCUCUUGGCAUUGUUCUGGUGAGAUCCGGGGUUUCGAGGCAAGCUGUUGGAAAACUUGAAGUAAUGACUAAGAAGAAUGCUCAAGUUGGAUUGCAGAAAUGGGUGUCAGCCCUUUCUUCUGUAGUCCAAGUGGAUGAUUGUGAUUACUUGUAGCUGUUCUUGUAUCGAGCAGAAGUUUGAGCAUGGGGGUAAGAUACAAGGCUACAAUUUGUAGUUAAAAAGAUGAAAAUUCAUAGGAAGGAUUUGAUUGUAGAAUUUGCACAGUUUGUAUGGUGAAAUAUAGACCUUUGUAUAUAGUAGAAUGUAGAACAAAAAUUUGUGUAACCUUACUUGUAUGAUCUUGUUCUUGGAUAGUA
Molecule: messenger RNA, 2973 nt
Organism: Cannabis sativa
Lineage: Eukaryota; Viridiplantae; Streptophyta; Magnoliopsida; Rosales; Cannabaceae
Product: pentatricopeptide repeat-containing protein At3g23020
Exons: 1
Coding region: 173-2770 (865 amino acids)
Molecular function (GO): protein binding
Source: RefSeq, a predicted model, not a curated record